AGAGGCGGCACCUUUGUGUGGCCUCCUCCCUCACUCACUCAACCUUCACACGUAUAUAUAGAAGCACCAGGGGGCAGGCAGCUUCAGUGUCUCCUCCGACUCCGUCCAGAGCACAUCCUCGCCGCCAUGAAAGCCACACUUAUUCUUCUUUGUGUCUGCGCUGCCUUGUCUGCCGCCUACGCCGCUCCUGGCUAUGGCGGCUAUGGUGGUGGCUACGGUGGCGGCUACGGUGGCGGCUACGGUGGCGGCUAUGGCGGCGGCUAUGGCGGCGGCUACGGUGGCGGCUAUGGCGGCGGCUACGGUGGCGGCUAUGGCGGCGGCUACGGUAACGGGUAUGGCUUCGGCGGGCAUUACCGUGGCAGCAGGGGAGGCUACGGCGGCGGCUACAUCAGCUACACCCUGAAGACUCCUGGCGGCGGCUACAGCUUCGGCGGCCCUGGUAAUGCUGGCGUCCAUGGCAACACUGGCUAUGGAUACGGCGGCGGCUAUGGCGGCUAUGGUGGUGGAUAUGGCGGCGGCUAUGGCGGCUAUGGAGGCUACGGAUACGGACACUAAUAGAAAAGUAUUAAUUUGUAUAAAAAAAAACACUAAAAAAAACAUCGACCCUACGUGCUUUCAAAGAGAUGAGGGAUUUCUGAGACGUGUUUUCAAAGUUUAUUGGUGAAAUAGUAUGAAUUAACCUGUUUCUUUCUCUUUUUUUUUUUUCAAAAGGGAUUUCUUUUGUUUCUCUCCUUGUGCUUUUUUUUUUUUUUUUUUGUCUAUUCUCUGUCUUAUUCUCGUAUUCCUUCGCUUAGGUGCCGUUCCUUUCGAUCAAUUCACUGAUUACUGACUGUCUGUUUCAUCAAUUCACUGAUUACUGACAGUCUGUUUAUCGUUUGUGAGUUAAAAGAGAAGGCUGAUGCCAAAGUCUGUCUGGAUUCAAGCUUUACUUAAUUUUAAUGAAUGUAUUUUUACUGUUUACAAAAAAAAAAAGAUGAAAUAUUGGUGAUGAAUAAAACUUUUGAAAAUUA
Messenger RNA from Scylla paramamosain (green mud crab), 1010 nucleotides. RefSeq lists its product as uncharacterized. Lineage: Eukaryota; Metazoa; Arthropoda; Malacostraca; Decapoda; Portunidae. The coding region runs from base 127 to 555 and encodes 142 amino acids. The record is from RefSeq and is a predicted model, not a curated record. The transcript is spliced from 2 exons.